Aureococcus anophagefferens is the source of this 1472-nucleotide messenger RNA. RefSeq lists its product as hypothetical. Gene Ontology annotation, cellular component: cytoplasm. Gene Ontology annotation, biological process: G protein-coupled receptor signaling pathway. NCBI's taxonomy places the organism in Eukaryota, Pelagophyceae, Pelagomonadales, Pelagomonadaceae. Bases 162 to 1442 code for a protein of 426 amino acids. The record is from RefSeq and is a predicted model, not a curated record. The transcript has a single exon. Gene Ontology annotation, molecular function: G-protein alpha-subunit binding; guanyl-nucleotide exchange factor activity.
AGCCAAAGGGUGAGGGUCGCUUUGCCGCUACGCGCGGCGCCCGAGUUCCGCUUUGCCGCUGCGCGCAGCGCCCCCUCUGUGGCAAAGCCAAAGGGUGAGAGUCGCUUUGCCGCUACGCGCAGCGCCCGAGAGCCGCUUUGCCGCUGCGCGCAGCGCCCAAGAUGGCGUUCGCCGCGGUCGCGACGCUCGCCGUCGCGGCGCCCUUCGACGACCUCGAGGCCGCGGCGGCGGCCUGGGACGGCCUGCGCGCGGCCAUCGCCUCCGGCGACGCCGACGCCCAGGCGUCGGCGACGGCCGACGACGCCCCGCGCGUCUACGUCGGCGCGCUCGCGGGCCUCGCGGCCGCCGGCGGCGCGGCCCCGCCGCCCGCGCACCUGGCCGCCUUCGCCGAGCAGCUCGCGGCGGCCCUCGCGAACGCGUGCGUGCUCGCGGCGCGGUCAAAGAACACCGCGUUCGUCGACGCGCUCGCGGACGCCGGCGCGGCGCCGGGGCUCCUCGCGGUCAUGGGCCUCGCCCUGCCGCAGCGCUGCUACCUCGGCUGCGCCAAGUGCCUCCACGUGCUCUGCGCGUCGUCGCCGAAAGCGCGGCUCGACGCCGUCGGCGACGUCGCGAAACAAACGCUCGCGACGACGUUGGGCUGGUGCGUGCUCGCGUCGGACGCGGCGGGCAAGCCCGACGGGACGCUCAAGUACCGGGACCGCGUCCUCGCCGGCGAGGUGCUCAAGGUCUGCUACGCGGUCGCCGCGGGCCGGCGCCACGACUUGAAGGACGCGGGCGCGGGCUACCUGUUGUCGCCCGGCGAGGCGCCCGACGACCCGGCCGUCACGCUCAUCGGCGUCUGCCUGCGCGCCGUCCUCUGCGGCGCGCGCGCGCCCUACGACGUGCCGCCGGCGUGCCUCGACGCGGUCAACCUGCUGACGUGCGCGCCGAAGACGUACUACUGCUGGCUCGUGGAGAACGGCGCCGUGCCGCGGCUUUGUAAUUUGCUCGAGGGCAUCCUCAACGACUACGUCGUGGAGAACAAGUACGAGAGCCCGGAGACGACGCUGCCGCCCCUGCUCGACGCCUUUUUGAAGCUCUGCGCCGCGUCGUCCAAGGGGAAGCGGCAGCUCAAGGAGUGGAUCUUCCCGCCCGAGGCCGACGCCGUCUGGAUGCCCAAGCUCGCCGAGGCCAAGGCCAGGGCCAAGGGCGACGAGGCGCUCCAGAAGGAGUUCGACGCCGCGCGGAUCCACCCUGUCGACGCGCCGCGCUACGCGACGCGGAGCCUGCUGCUCAAGCUCAUGUGCGACCUCGAGCCCGUGACGAAGCGCCUCGUGGCGGAGCUCGUCUGGGCGCUCUGCGACGAGGACGCCGACGAGUUCACCGUGCGCUGCGGCGUCGGCAACGCGAUCGCCUUCCUCCAGAUCAAGAAGCUCAUGCCCAUGCCCAAGCCAUCUUUCUGACGGCGACCGUCGUAACCAUGGCUCGUAUCU